This is a messenger RNA of Pollicipes pollicipes, 872 nucleotides long. RefSeq lists its product as uncharacterized. Bases 36 to 872 code for a protein of 278 amino acids. The record is from RefSeq and is a predicted model, not a curated record. NCBI's taxonomy places the organism in Eukaryota, Metazoa, Arthropoda, Thecostraca, Pollicipedomorpha, Pollicipedidae. The transcript has 4 exons.
GGCGGGAGCGCGCGCGCGCGGCGCCGACAUGCGCCAUGUCGGUUAGCCGCAGGUGGGCCGAGGACUACGUGUCGGUGCUGCUACCGGAGGUGGUCAGCGCGCGCAGUGUCGUCUCGGCGCUCCGACUCAGCGUGGGCCGUUCGGGCCGGUUGCUGUUCUACGGCGGCUUGCUGCUGGCGCUGGCCGUCUCGCUCAGCGCGCCGCUGCUGCUGGCGUUCAGCUGCGCCGCGUGCGUUGUACUGUCGACUGCCGCCGCCGCUUUGACACUCGAGUCGCUCGGCGGCCGCCACCUGUACCUGGUCCUGUGCGCAUGCGCGCUCGGUGAGCUGCUUCAGCUGGUGUGGCCAGGUGUGCGUCUGCCAGUGCUGGGCGGCGCGCUGCUGCUGUGGGGGCCGCGCUGUCUCGACGCUCGCCUGCUGGCUACCGUCGCGCUCUGGCUGCUGCUGUCGGCCGGCCGCCUGCUGCUGGCGGCGCCGCUGCUCUACUUGCUCUGCAGCCUGGGCGGCACCCUCGCGCUCUGGCUGCGGGUGCGUCUGGCCGUGCCGCUCUGUGAGCCGGCCGCCGCCGACGGGCGCGCGCUGACGCUGCGCCGCUGCCGCACCAGCAGCAGCUUCUCCUGGCCAGCCGGCAUGGGGCCCAAGAUGCGGCGCACCUCGCUGCCGGCCAUCUCGGUGCAGCGGAGCCAGCUGCCGCUGGCGGUACAGUCUUCCGUGAAUGGGAAUCGGAAUUCGCGGCUGUGUCCGGCUGUGUCCAGCCUUCUGGUCAACGUGGCACUGCGCUACCUCUGGCUGCCUGGUGCGUAUCAGUAUGCCCAGACGCCAUCUCGCCGCUGGCCCGUCGCGUCCGACGGCUUGCGCUGGCUGCUGGAGUAG